Molecule: messenger RNA, 2532 nt
Organism: Rattus rattus (black rat)
Lineage: Eukaryota; Metazoa; Chordata; Mammalia; Rodentia; Muridae
Gene: Tas1r2
Product: taste 1 receptor member 2
Exons: 6
Coding region: 1-2532 (843 amino acids)
Biological process (GO): G protein-coupled receptor signaling pathway; sensory perception of sweet taste
Cellular component (GO): sweet taste receptor complex; membrane
Molecular function (GO): sweet taste receptor activity; G protein-coupled receptor activity
Source: RefSeq, a predicted model, not a curated record
AUGGGUCCCCAGGCAAGGACACUCUGCUUGCUGUCUCUCCUGCUGCAUGUUCUGCCUAAGCCAGGCAAGCUGGUAGAGAACUCUGACUUCCACCUGGCCGGGGACUACCUCCUGGGUGGCCUCUUUACCCUCCAUGCCAACGUGAAGAGCAUCUCCCACCUCAGCUACCUGCAGGUGCCCAAGUGCAAUGAGUUCACCAUGAAGGUGUUGGGCUACAACCUCAUGCAGGCCAUGCGUUUCGCUGUGGAGGAGAUCAACAACUGUAGCUCCUUGCUACCCGGCGUGCUGCUCGGCUACGAGAUGGUGGAUGUCUGUUACCUCUCCAACAAUAUCCAGCCUGGGCUCUACUUCCUGGCACAGGACGACGACUUCCUGCCCAUCCUCAAAGACUACAGCCAGUACAUGCCCCACGUGGUGGCUGUCAUUGGCCCCGACAACUCUGAGUCUGCCAUUACCGUGUCCAACAUUCUCUCUCAUUUCCUCAUCCCACAGAUCACAUAUAGCGCCAUCUCCGACAAGCUGCGGGACAAGCGGCACUUUCCUAGCAUGCUACGCACAGUGCCCAGCGCUACCCACCACAUCGAGGCCAUGGUGCAGCUGAUGAUUCACUUCCAGUGGAACUGGAUUGUGGUGCUGGUGAGCGACGACGAUUACGGCCGCGAGAACAGCCACCUGUUGAGCCAGCGUCUGACCAACACGAGCGACAUCUGCAUUGCCUUCCAGGAGGUUCUGCCCAUACCCGAGCCCAGCCAGGUCACAAGGUCCGAGGAGCAGAGACAACUGGACAACAUCCUGGAUAAGCUGCGGCGGACCUCGGCGCGCGUCGUGGUGGUGUUCUCGCCCGAGCUGAGCCUGCAUAGCUUCUUCCACGAGGUGCUCCGCUGGAACUUCACGGGUUUUGUGUGGAUCGCCUCUGAGUCCUGGGCUAUCGACCCAGUUCUGCAUAACCUCACGGAGCUGCGCCACACGGGUACUUUUCUGGGCGUCACCAUCCAGAGGGUGUCCAUCCCUGGCUUCAGUCAGUUCCGAGUGCGCCGUGACAAGCCAGGGUAUCCCGUGCCUAACACGACCAACCUGCGGACGACCUGCAACCAGGACUGUGACGCCUGCUUGAACACCACCGAGUCCUUCAACAACAUCCUUAUGCUUUCGGGGGAGCGCGUGGUCUACAGCGUGUACUCGGCAGUCUACGCGGUGGCCCACGCCCUCCACAGACUCCUCCGCUGUAACCGGGUCCGCUGCACCAAGCAAAAGGUCUACCCGUGGCAGCUACUCAGGGAGAUCUGGCACGUCAACUUUACGCUCCUGGGUAACCGGCUCUUCUUCGACCAACAAGGGGACAUGCCGAUGCUCUUGGACAUCAUCCAGUGGCAGUGGGACCUGAGCCAGAAUCCCUUCCAAAGCAUCGCCUCCUAUUCUCCCACCAGCAAGAGGCUGACCUACAUUAACAAUGUGUCCUGGUACACCCCCAACAACACGGUCCCUGUCUCCAUGUGUUCCAAGAGCUGCCAGCCAGGGCAAAUGAAAAAGUCCGUGGGCCUCCACCCUUGUUGCUUCGAGUGCUUGGAUUGUAUGCCAGGCACCUACCUCAACCGCUCAGCAGAUGAGUUUAACUGUCUGUCCUGCCCGGGUUCCAUGUGGUCCUACAAGAACGACAUCACUUGCUUCCAGCGGCGGCCUACCUUCUUGGAGUGGCAUGAAGUGCCCACCAUCGUGGUGGCCAUACUGGCUGCCCUGGGCUUCUUCAGUACACUGGCCAUUCUUUUCAUCUUCUGGAGACAUUUCCAGACACCCAUGGUGCGCUCGGCCGGUGGCCCCAUGUGCUUCCUGAUGCUCGUGCCCCUGCUGCUGGCGUUUGGGAUGGUGCCCGUGUAUGUAGGGCCCCCCACGGUCUUCUCAUGCUUCUGCCGACAGGCUUUCUUCACCGUCUGCUUCUCCAUCUGCCUAUCCUGCAUCACCGUGCGCUCCUUCCAGAUCGUGUGUGUCUUCAAGAUGGCCAGACGCCUGCCAAGUGCCUACAGUUUCUGGAUGCGUUACCACGGGCCCUAUGUCUUUGUGGCCUUCAUCACGGCCAUCAAGGUGGCCCUGGUGGUGGGCAACAUGCUGGCCACCACCAUCAACCCCAUUGGCCGGACAGACCCGGAUGACCCCAACAUCAUGAUCCUCUCGUGCCACCCUAACUACCGCAACGGGCUACUGUUCAACACCAGCAUGGACUUGCUGCUGUCUGUGCUGGGUUUCAGCUUCGCUUACAUGGGCAAGGAACUGCCCACCAACUACAACGAAGCCAAGUUCAUCACUCUCAGCAUGACCUUCUCCUUCACCUCCUCCAUCUCCCUCUGCACCUUCAUGUCUGUGCACGACGGCGUGCUGGUCACCAUCAUGGACCUCCUGGUCACUGUGCUCAACUUCCUGGCCAUCGGCUUGGGAUACUUUGGCCCCAAGUGUUACAUGAUCCUUUUCUACCCGGAGCGCAACACCUCAGCCUAUUUCAAUAGCAUGAUCCAGGGCUACACCAUGAGAAAGAGCUAG